This is a messenger RNA of Coffea eugenioides, 1962 nucleotides long. RefSeq names its product amino acid permease 4-like. The coding region runs from base 44 to 1582 and encodes 512 amino acids. NCBI's taxonomy places the organism in Eukaryota, Viridiplantae, Streptophyta, Magnoliopsida, Gentianales, Rubiaceae. The transcript has 8 exons. Gene Ontology annotation, cellular component: plasma membrane. The record is from RefSeq and is a predicted model, not a curated record.
UCCUCCUGUCGUCUCUCUACUUGAAUAACCAAUUCAAAAAGCGAUGUUAACCAGGAGUAGAACCCUUCCCUCAAGAAUUUAUAAUGGUGUUGUUGAAGAGAGGCAAGACAUCAGACACUAUUUGCAGGUGGAAGUCCAACCCAAACCUCAACAGGAAGCUGAAGCAAUUAAUCUGCAAGCUAACUAUUCCAAGUGCUUUGAUGAUGAUGGCCGGUUAAAGAGAACAGGAACUCUUUGGACUGCAACAUCCCAUAUAAUCACAGCCGUCAUUGGCUCCGGUGUGCUAUCAUUAGCAUGGGCUAUAGGACAACUUGGGUGGGUUGCUGGACCAACUGUCAUGCUUCUUUUUGCUUUUGUAAUUCUCUACACGUCCAACCUCCUAUCACAGUGCUAUAGGUCUGGGAAUCCUGUAACUGGACCACGGAAUUACACUUACAUGGAUGCUGUCAAGGCAACCUUAGGAGGGAGAAAAGUAAAAAUCUGUGGACUAAUUCAGUAUAUCAAUUUAUUUGGUGUGGCUAUUGGCUACACAAUUGCAGCAUCAGUCAGCAUGAUGGCAAUAAAAAGAUCAAAUUGCUUCCAUGAGAGCAAUGGUAAAGAUCCCUGUCAUAUGACAAGCAAUGGAUACAUGAUUACCUUUGGAAUCAUUGAAAUCAUAUUCUCCCAGAUCCCUGAUUUUGACCAAGUAUGGUGGCUGUCCAUAGUUGCAGCAGUUAUGUCCUUCACAUACUCUACUGUUGGUCUUUCUCUUGGCAUUGCCAAGGUUGCAGAAAAUAAAAGUUUCAGAGGAAGCCUAACAGGCAUCAGCAUAGGUACCAUAACACACGCUGGAACAGUUACUGCAACACAGAAGUUAUGGAGGAGUCUACAAGCUCUAGGAGCCAUAGCAUUUGCAUACUCUUAUUCCAUCAUCCUCAUUGAAAUUCAGGAUACCAUCAAAGCCCCUCCAGCUGAAUACAAAACCAUGAAGAAGGCAACUCUAAUCAGCAUUGCGACCACAACCGUAUUCUAUUUACUCUGUGGAUGCAUGGGAUAUGCUGCAUUUGGGGACGAUGCUCCAGGAAACCUUCUUACUGGUUUCGGAUUUUAUAAUCCAUAUUGGCUAUUAGACAUAGCUAACGUAGCCAUUGUCAUCCAUCUUGUUGGUGCCUAUCAAGUCUACUGCCAGCCGUUCUUUGCAUUUGUGGAGAAAUGGAGUGCACAAAGAUGGUCAAAUAGUGACUUUGUAACGGCAGAAUAUGACAUACCUAUCCCUUUUUAUGGCGUGUACCAGCUCAAUUUUUUCCGGCUGUCGUGGAGAACCGCUUUUGUAAUUGUUACUAGUAUCAUCGCCAUGCUCAUGCCUUUCUUCAAUGAUGUUGUCGGCAUACUCGGAGCACUAGGAUUUUGGCCAUUGACAGUAUACUUCCCCAUCGAGAUUUAUGUUGCUCAGAAGAAGAUUGGGCGAUGGACAACUCAAUGGAUUGGUCUACAGAUAUUAAGUGCAGCUUGUCUCCUUGUUUCACUAUCUGCAGCAAUUGGUUCCGUGGCUGGUGUCGUUCUUGAACUCAAAACAUACAAACCCUUUAAAACUAGCUAUUAGGAGGAAAAGAUCGAGCAAAAGGAGGAGGAUAUAGAAGCAUUUUACCUGGACUGAGAAAAGCAGCACGUACUGGUUACUAAUCUAUAAAGAUGAAGGGAUGUACUAUAAAUUACGAGAACAUUGAUGUAUCAAAAUUACAGAGGGCUUCGACGGGGUGGAUUGGAUGGCAGUCAUGCAAUCAUCAGUCAACAAUGAACGUUAAUAUAAAGCGUAAUUAUUAGGUAUAAUAAGCUGCCAAAAAAAAACCCCCCGCACAAAUCUAAAAUAUGGUUUUAGACCAAUACUACACAGGUGCUUGUAAGAGCUUUUUUGCUUUUUAAUUUUUUAACUUGGCUAUUCAUCAUGGAUGAUCUAUCUUCUACAAUUCGAUUCAAGUUUGG